This is a messenger RNA of Rotaria sordida, 630 nucleotides long. NCBI's taxonomy places the organism in Eukaryota, Metazoa, Rotifera, Eurotatoria, Philodinida, Philodinidae. The record is from the annotation of a GenBank genome assembly.
AUGGCUACUGUUGAUCGCGAAUAUUCAACUUUACUUCCACUUACAGAUUGUAUCUAUUUUACAAAUGGAGAUUGUAUGUUCAAAAAGAAAUGUCGUUAUCGUCAUUGUCAAACAGCUGUGAAGCAACUAGAAGAAUGUUCCAAUUGGCCGCAUACAUGUCGUAAUAUAGAUUGUCCUUAUCGACAUACAAGAAAACCAUCUAAAAUACAAAAAUCUAUGUUACGAGAAAAAGAUUUUGUAAGUUUCUUUUGGGAUAUUGAAAAUGUUCCUAUACCUAAAGGACAAAAACCUUUUGAUAUUGUCCAACGUAUUCGACAAAAAUUAGUUGUUGAAUCUGGUUUACAAGAAGCUGCUUUUUCUUGUUUUUGUAAUAUAAAUACAAUAUCACAAGAUAAUCAACAAAGUUUACAUCAUGCAAAUGUUCGUAUUAUUCAUGUACCUGAUCGAAAACCAGGUGCUGUUGAUCGACAAAUCAUGCUUGAAUUAGAUCGUUUUGAACGUGUUCAUCGUCCACCUGCUACUAUUGUUUUGAUUUCUGGUGAUAUUGAUUUUGUUGGAAAAUUAAAUGAUCUUCGUCAUCAAGCUGGAUUUCAUGUCAUUGUUAUACAUAAUAAGUUCGCUAAAGAUGAA